CAGGGAGCGGAGAGUCGCCAUCUGCACACCCAGCAAUUGUCGCGGCAACCACCCGACAAGAUGCGCCCAACACCACAGUACUUCGCCCAAGGUGGCUUUAUUUCGCGUAGCUUGGAUGAAUUCAAACGCCUCUCGAAGUUUGCUCUCAAGCUCGAAGGCUUGAGCACUCCCCGUAAAGCAUUUCCUCUGAUGCGGUUCGAUACAGCCGAAGAUCUGCUGCAAUGCAAGAAAAUGAGUGACCAGGGCAUUGGGGGCUACUCGACCGUCAACUUCGAUCACCACCCUGUUACCCAGACCGAGCCCGCACACGCACGCUUCCACGGCACCAUAUCCACACGGCUACCGCACAACCAACCGCACGUCCAGAGAACAGGAUUUGCGGGCUUCAGGACACUUGAGAGGGGUCGUACCAUCUUUGGCCCGUCGUUCUGGGACGUGAGCUUGUACGGCUAUCUGGCGCUGCAAUUCAAGUCAGAUGGGCGCAAGUACUUCGUAAACGUACAAACCGACUCGAUCGUACCCACAGACAUCCAUCAGCAUCUGCUGCAUUCGAAGACACCAGGAGAGUGGGAGACUGUGCUCAUCAAGUGGAGCGAGUUCGUGCGCACGAACCAUGGUCAGGUCGUAGAGCCGCAGAGGGAGAUGCUGACACAGAAGGUGCGCACAGUGGGCAUCUCGCUGAUAGACCGGAUACCUGGUCCUUACGAUCUUAGCAUUGGCAACGUCUGGGCGACGAACGCGACUAAGGAGGACGACAUUCUUCGCAGCACGCCCGGCGUUAUCCAGGGCCUUCCAUUAGGGUCGCGAAGGCAAGGCGAUUACAACAAAAAUGUUGGAAGGAAGGACUCUGUCCAGGAGGAGGUAGUUCGCGAUAUCACGGAGACAAAUCGAUAGAGUUGAUCGAGGCCCGUCACUUUCAGCGUUGUCAAUUUCCUGGCGUUUCUGCGGUAUUCAGAACUGUAUAUGUACAGAGAGAUGUUCGACAAAUCAUUGUGCGACUUGAACAUGUCCAUUUCCAGUAUUUCCGUUGCAGGUUGGUGAAAUGGGCUCGAACAUGAACGUGACUGCGCGUUUAGGCGUUUCGCUUACCGGUAGGCCGCGCUUGCCCUACAUCGCGUGAAACAAC
Didymella exigua CBS 183.55 is the source of this 1126-nucleotide messenger RNA. RefSeq names its product CIA30-domain-containing protein. Gene Ontology annotation, biological process: mitochondrial electron transport, NADH to ubiquinone; mitochondrial respiratory chain complex I assembly. Gene Ontology annotation, cellular component: mitochondrion. The coding region runs from base 61 to 894 and encodes 277 amino acids. Lineage: Eukaryota; Fungi; Ascomycota; Dothideomycetes; Pleosporales; Didymellaceae. The record is from RefSeq and is a predicted model, not a curated record. The transcript is spliced from 2 exons.